CCUUCACUAAUACAAACUAACUCUGAUGAUUGUUGGUUUAAACCUAUUUCAUUUACAUUCCAUUUGGAGCAAUAGUCCUAGGUGCUGCUCAUUGAAAAGGUCGCACCCAACCCGGAAUGGUGAUAUGAUAACCAAUCUAUAGGAACAAAGGACCAUGGAUCGUCCAAAGCAUUUCUAAACCGAGUGGUAAAUAAUGCAGGAGUAAUGGAAGCCAAGGAGGACAUAGAAGCACCACCUGAUGCUUCUCAGGCUAGCUCGCACUUCCAUCUCGAUCCUGUGAGUGGACAGGUACUCUUCCGCCGCGAAGCAGCCAGACGUGAUCUGCUGCGGGAGCGAGGAAACUACCUCUCGGGAUGCAGGGAGCUCGAUGCGGAAGCCUUGUCUGGUGGGUUCGAGAGAGGCUGCGUGGUGGGCGUGAGCUCCGAGCUAGAAGAUUUUGGCUUGUUGCUUGGAUUACAAGUCAUUGCCCGCAUGCUCGUCUGCGACGCGUUACAGAGCGGCUUGGGUAGAUAUAGGCCCCGGGCUGUCAUCAUCACCACCCUCGCUAUGAACGCGCUGCUCCCCACAUUGAGGGCGGUGCUCCUUGACCAGGCCGGGUUACAAUGCCAGGACGAGGAGAGGGUGCGAGCUGUGGCAGCUGGAUGUCUGGAACAAAUUGCUAUCUCCAGGGUAUUUGACAUGGACGGGCUCUGGGAGGUCUUGCACGAGGAUUUGGUGACGCGAGAGGUUCCUCGUUCGCCCGAGGUGGCGCACGACAACUCUCAGCCCAUGGAUUGUGAGCCCGUUCAAGAAUCAAUGCAAGAAGUCACGAACGAGGCAGAGCCCCUUGAAACCCCUACGCUGCCGUCUCCCAAGCCACCAAGGCAAGUAACAGAGAUUAUGGAUAGCGAUGACGAUGCUCUUCCAGUGUCUGACGAUUCGUCCGAGCUCUCGUCACCGCCGUCUUCGCCGGUUCCACCAUCAACAUAUUCAUCUGGGGCGGGGGAGGCAACGGCUCGUCAGCAAUCACAGCAACAUGAUAAUGUCCAGGAUAUCGGCCAGGACGCGGCAGAGGAGCAGCCUGUCGAGCAUCCCAAGGAGUCACAAAAGGAAGAACAGGCACCACAAAGACCUAUAUCCCGUACAGCGGACGUGGUUCUCGUCACGCAUAUGUCAUCUUUACUGGCAUCGCUAUUUCGAACACGAGACAAACCAUCGGCACAUUCACAAUUGGCACUGCUGUCAUCGCACCUGCGGCAUAUAUCUCGGUCUAUGGAGUACAGCUAUCCACUAAUAAUGCUCCUGAAUACGACAAAUUCUCCAGAUCGUGAACCCGAACAAAAUCAACGGAGGGCGGAUGGUAAUUUCUCACCCGAAAUACCUGGCGUCGGUGGCGGCGGUGGCGGCAGCGGUGAGAGCCGAAACAGACCGCUAGACCCAACGUUGAGAUCCAUCUUCAAUAUGUCGUACAAUCCAAACCCAAACUAUCCCGGGGCCGCCGAGGCAAGCGCGACGGCCGCACGCCGCAACAAACCAGUUUAUGGUCUGCUAUUCACGCAGCUGCUCGACUUGCACCUCCUGGCGACUCUGGUCCCUAGGGCGCGCGAGGAUGCCGAGGCGCUGUUCUCGGGUGGUGACACCGGCGCGGUGCGGUACUCGUGGGUUAUUGAGGUUCUACUAGACGAGCUGGGAGUCUGGGCCGGAAGUCGUGGAGAUCCUGCUGGAGCUUUUUUGGGCCCGAGGGAGUGUCGGGAGCAGCGAUGGGCGGCUGUUGAGGUCAGGGGUACAAGGAUCGUUGAUUUACUUGCAAGGGCCGAUGAGGACACAAAGGAAAUGCGUCUUCCUGGAGGGUUUGGUGGAAUGCGUGUUUAG
Molecule: messenger RNA, 1851 nt
Organism: Pyricularia grisea
Lineage: Eukaryota; Fungi; Ascomycota; Sordariomycetes; Magnaporthales; Pyriculariaceae
Exons: 2
Coding region: 205-1851 (548 amino acids)
Source: RefSeq, a predicted model, not a curated record